AGUGAAUAGCUACAUCAACAUUUAAUUAUAGAAUGGGACUAAAACUGAAGUAAGUAGUGAGCAAAUUCAUAAUAUGUAAAUUGUAGGGACCCAAACCAAUUUUAAACCUUAACAUUUAACAAAAUCUGAGUGAGCGAACCACUCAAUACUCAUCCAAACUCCACACCCAGCGUCAGCAACCUCCGCUUGGCCGCCCCUUCCUUCUUUUCAGUGUUACAAUGUUCUUUGUAAGAUUAAGGAGCUUUCACUCUUUUCCUAAUCUCUCUUUUCUUCGUAACUUUCACUCUCACUCUCAGCCCCAUUCAUUUCACAAUCCUGGUGAUGCUGUCUCCUUCUUCAAUCGCUUACUCCAAAUGCAUCCUACCCCACCCAUCUUCGAAUUCGGCAAGGUUUUAACUUUCCUCGUCAAGACGGAGCAUUACUCCACCGCUAUAUCCCUUUCUCGCCAAAUGGAAUCUAGUGGAAUUGCGCCAAACAUUGUUACUCUCAGCAUUUUGAUCAAUUGCUACUGCUACCUAGGUCAAAUUACUUCAGCCUUUUCUGUACUGGCCAACAUUCUCAAGAGAGGUUAUCAGCCUGAUACCACCACUUUGAAUACUCUCAUCAAAGGUCUCUGUCUUCACGGCAAGCUCCACAGAGCUCUGCAAUUUCAUGAUGACGUGCUGGCAAAGGGAUUUCUGUUGGAUCAAGUCAGUUACGGGACCUUGAUCAAUGGGCUAUGUAAAAUUGGGGAAACAAGAGCUGCUUUGGAGUUGCUUAGGCAGAUUCAAGGGCGAGGGAUUAAACCUAAUGUGGUAAUGUACAGCACCAUCAUUGAUAGCCUGUGUAAAGAUAAACUUGUAAGUCAUGCUUGCAAUUUAUUUUCUGAAAUGCUUGCCAAGGGAAUAUCUCCUAAUGUUGUCACGUACAGUGCUUUAAUAUAUGGCUUUUGCAUUGUUGGUCAAUUGAAACAAGCAAUUCGUUUGUUAGAUGAAAUGACUAUGAAAAACAUCGACCCAAAUAUUUAUACUUAUAAUAUAUUGGUCGAUGCUUUAGGUAAGGAAGGGAAGGUGAGAGAAGCUAAGAACAUGUUAGCUGUGAUGAUGAAACAGGGUGUGAAACCUAAUGUUGUUACUUAUAGUUCCUUGAUGGAUGGGUAUUGCCUAGUUAAUGAAGUAAGCAAGGCCAAAUAUAUAUUCUGCGAAAUGGCUCAACGAGGAGAGACUCCAGAUGUUCAUAGCUACAAUAUCAUAAUCAAUGGACUAUGUAAGAUUAAAAUGGUUGAUGAAGCCUUGAAUCUCCUUGCAGAAAUGGAUUACAAAAAGGUUGUUCCUGAUACAGUUACCUACAAUUCUCUUAUUAAUGGUUUAUGCAAAACAGAGAGAGUCUCUCAUGCUUGGGAGCUCAUGGAUGAGAUGCAUGUUAAAGGUCAACCAGCUAAUAUAAUCACUUAUAAUUCUUUAGUAGAUGCAUUAUGCAAAAGCCAUCACUUUGACAAGGCAAUUGCAUUAAUGAAGAAAAUCAAAGACCAGGGUAUUCAGCCAAAUUUAUGCACAUACAAUAUACUUAUGGAUGGACUAUGCAAAGCUGGAAGACUUAGGAAUGCGCAAGAGAUUUUUCAGGUUCUUGUGACUAAAGGCUAUCAUAUAGAUGCCGUUACUUAUAAUGUUAUGAUCAGUGGGCUUUGUAAAGAAGGCUUGUUUGAUGAAGCGUUGGCCUUACUGUCAAAAAUGGAAAAUGAGGGAUGUAUUCCAAAUGCUAUAACUUUUGAAACAAUUAUUCAUUCACUCUUUGAAAAAGGUGAAAAUGACAAGGCUGAGAAACUUCUUCGUGAAAUGAUUGCUAGAGGUCUACUGGAAAAAAUUUAGAUACACACGGAAAAGGAUGAUGGACUACACAAUGGGCUCACUUUCUCCAUAGCUAAAAGUCAUGUGUUCUUACUUGUUAGGUUCAUUUUGAUAUUUGAUAUUGUAACAAUAACAAUGAUUGAUUUGUUCAUUAUGAGUAUUGACAUAACUAUCCUUUUGGUAAGAGAAGCUUCGUUGCAGUGGUUGGAGUUGUUUUAGUGUGACUAGGAGGCCUCAUAUUCAAUAGAACCAAUCAAUCCCAAAUGCAAUGUAAGGAGGAUGCCUAUAUAGACGCACAAAUAACCAUCGUUGUUUUUUCUCAAUGUACUGUCAAUGUGCUUCAUCUACAAAGCUUAAAGAAGCAUCAUUACUUGAAACCAGACAUGAUUAAGUUGAUUUUAUUCCCCAAAUUGGAUAUUAGAAGUUAGAACUUGAUAUUUCUUUUGCAGUAUAUUUCUUGUAUAUAUUUUAUAGAAUGGGAACAGAAAAGUAAACAUGAAGUUUAUUGUUUUAGUAAUAGUGUCGACUGUUGUCCGAUGAAAAAAGUGCUGCCAUCAUCUGAUGUAAAUCCUGAUGCGGCUAUACCAGCUCAGCUCUCAUCUGGUGCAUAUAGAUUGUUCAUUCAAAUCACACAACUCAAUGGUAAAAUUAACUUAGGGUGAGGUUCUAAUUAAUUUAUUAUAUCCAUAAAAUACGUCAGAUAUCAGGUUUUCUUUAAGACCAAACCUGAUAUCGGACGGUAUCUGAAUCAUAAUUUCUAGCAUUGUGCUUUUUGUCCCUGUUAUUUUUUUACCUGUUUUAAACUUGCUAUUUUUUUACUAAGCUGCAUAACAGUAUAUCAGAAUCAAUGGCUGAAGCUUCCUUGCUUGAUGCUUCCACUAUACUUAUGCUAAUUAGCAAGUAAAUUUAAGUUCUUGAUUUGGAGGGCCGGCCGGCUUAUUAUUGCAUGGAUUGGCAGCAUUCGUUCUAAAAAAAGAAGGGUCUUACCGAGAAAUGCUCUUAAAUCUCUAGCCAUUGGUAACUAAUCCAAUGAUUACUAUUACAAUAUUUAUGUGCUCUGUUUCUUGUAUAAUGUAUUGUUUUGAAUUUCAAAAGCUCUGCUAUAAAGAUAGAUAUCUUAUAUUCGCUUCAUGCUUGCCUCAUGCUUUGGUAAUUAAUUCAACUGCUCUCUAUCAUAGAAUAGAACCAUUUUUGUUUGUAUAUAUGGAGCUUAAAUAUGAAGUUUUUCAUAUAUGGUGUUGGUCCUCAGUCAUUGUUAACUAAAAGAAACCCAUGUUUGGUUGAUUGAUUGGUGUUGGGGCCUCCUUUAUUUAUAGGUCACCUGUAAGUACCACAUUAGACUCUCUUUGUCUAUGAUGUAAAUUUGAAACUACUAGUUCAGUAAAUAAAAUUUUCUAGUAAUCGAAGUGUAAAAUGCAUGUGAAUUGGGCUGGAGUAUAUGCACUACUCUCAUCCUACUGACCUGGUAGAGGCAGUUAUGAUUUGGUUAGAUUACACAUGUUUGUAUAUAUAUGGAGCUUAAAUAUGAAGUUUAUCAUAUAAAUAUUGAACUCUGUUUGAUUCAGUAUUACAAUUCAUUCUCUCAAUCCCGUUUUUUUUUUUCUUAUUCUUUUGCUUUUCUUCAUUUACCCCUUACUCUGGAGUGAUUUCCAAUUUCCAUUAAUAAAGCUAAUUUUUAGUCAAUGAGAUAUAUGUGCAAGGGGAUACUUGAACUGGAACAUAGAUGAUUCACCAAAAGAAAUUCUUCUUGGUUGGUUUGAGAAUGAAGUUGAAAAUGGUGGUCUCUAUUAUGUGAGAGAUACUCUAUAUUUUCCUCCAGAUGCAGGUAAUAAUCAUUGGAAGCUUAAUUAUUAAAGUAGUUCUGUCUUGUUAAAUAUGCUAGAAGCUUGAAAAACGUCUUCAUAUUUUGGUCAGAUUUCAUUAUUUCAGACUAAAAUACGUGGUUGAACAAGUUUUCACUCAAGACUGGAUCACAAGCACUGAGUUUGGAACUAACAUUUUGUUUCAUGAAGUGUUGCUUUUCCUAAAAGAUAUUUGAUCAAUGGUUGAAACUUAAUUAUGAUCAUGUUGUGCAUUGAACCCUUGCGUGUUGAAAAAAGGGUCUAUUAUUGGUUGCCUUACCUUGCAUUUGCGAGAGGAUCAGUCCACAACUUGAACUUAUGAUCUCCUAGUAGUAGUCACAUGGCAGCAACUGGUCACAAGGUUGUAUAAGAAUUUCUCUAUGCCUCUGGUUGGUUGGAGAAUAUAUUAGCUGACCGAACUGAGUCUAAAGAAGAUUUCUCAAUUAUAUUGUUCCUUCCCUCCUAUGAUAAGGUUGCAAUUAAUAUUUGCAACAAAGGUCAUACUUUAUUAACUAAAUCUACUCCUUUCUGGCAUGACUUGCACUUCACUGUGAACAUUGUUGGGUUUUGUUCUUCUGUUCAAAUAAGUUGAAAGUUUGAUGAAUUUUUCAGGAUCUGGCCUAAAGGGACUUGCUCUCUUCUAAUGCAACCACUGUUACAAGUUUCUAUUGAUAGUGCUAUUGGCUUGCAAAAACCUUUGGGAGUUUUUCUGCUUUUAAUAUUUAAGACAGAGCCUGGCUUGCAGCUGUUGCAAGCACUUGAUAGUUAUUCUAAUUCCAAUUAAUGUUGCCAUAAUCUGUCUUACCUUGUUGUGUUGUUCAUCUCCAAUAUCUUUCCUUUACAUAAACACUAGUUGAUUCCACUAGCAGGUUAGCUUUGAUAGUUAAUUUGUCAUCAUAUUAAAAGCCUUAAUCUUGGGUCAUAUUCAGAAAGUUUUCUAAGGUACGUUGAUGAGCAUGUAAUGUUAAAACCAGAACAAAUUUUCUGAUAUAUAUACCCUAGUUGAUUUCUGAUAUAUAUACCCUAGUUGAUCUUUGGGACCAACACACCUACUUUCUCACAUUUCACUAAGCACUUAUUUUCCAUUGUCAUCGCUGCCAUGGCUUCCAAAACUCUACUCCACAUUACUUCAUUUGCAUUGGCAUUGCUUCUUGUGCUUGGAUUCUUAGCUUUUGAGGCCAAUGCUCGCACUCUCGAAGAUGCUUCAAUGCAUGAGAGGCAUCAGCAAUGGAUGACUCAGUAUGGAAAAGUUUACAAGGACUCUUACGAGAUGGAGUUGCGGUACCAGAUAUUCAAAGAAAAUGUGAAACGCAUCGAAGCCUUUAACAAUGCUGGAAACAAGUCUUACAAGCAAGGCAUCAACCAAUUUGCUGAUCUCACAAAUGAGGAAUUCAAAGCCAGAAACAGAUUCAAGGGUCACAUGUGCUCCAAUUCUACAAGGACACCAACAUUUAAGUAUGAACAUGUGACAUCCGUGCCAGCUUCAUUAGAUUGGAGGUAGAAAGGAGCUGUCACACCCAUUAAGGACCAAGGCCAAUGUGGAUGUUGCUGGGCAUUUUCUGCUGUGGCAGCAACAGAAGGUAUCACCAAGCUGAGUACUGGCAAAUUGAUCUCUUUAUCCGAGCAAGAGCUAGUUGAUUGUGACACAAAGGGUGUGGACCAAGGUUGUGAAGGGGGUCUAAUGGAUGAUGCCUUCAAAUUUAUAAUGCAAAACAAAGGACUCAACACAGAAGCCAAGUACCCAUACAAGGGUGUUGAUGCAACAUGCAAUGCAAAUGCAGAAGCCAAAGAUGCAGCCAGCAUUAAGGGGUUUGAGGAUGUCCCUGCCAACAGUGAGAGUGCACUGCUCAAAGCUGUUGCUAAUCAACCUAUUUCUGUGGCUAUUGAUGCUAGUGGAUCUGAGUUUCAAUUUUAUUCAAGUGGUGUCUUCACUGGAUCAUGUGGCACUGAAUUGGAUCAUGGUGUCACUGCUGUUGGGUAUGGAAGUGAUGGUGGAACCAAAUAUUGGUUGGUCAAGAAUUCAUGGGGAGAACAGUGGGGCGAACAAGGAUACAUUAGGAUGCAGAGAGAUGUUGCUGCUGAAGAAGGCUUGUGCGGCAUUGCAAUGCAGGCUUGUUACCCCACUGCAUAGUUGUUAAACUUUAAUACUAAACUAUGUGUAAUAGUAAUGGGUUUGUAUAGCUUACAAGAAAUUAUAGGUCCAAACCUUGUAUCACUAUUGUAUAUGUAAUUAUAUUUGUAUGUGUUUAAUAUCUAUACAAAAAGGUAACUUAUACUUUA
Molecule: messenger RNA, 5947 nt
Organism: Lotus japonicus
Lineage: Eukaryota; Viridiplantae; Streptophyta; Magnoliopsida; Fabales; Fabaceae
Product: pentatricopeptide repeat-containing protein At1g62670, mitochondrial-like
Exons: 2
Coding region: 219-1847 (542 amino acids)
Molecular function (GO): protein binding
Source: RefSeq, a predicted model, not a curated record